AUGUUGAAUGUUGCUUUUGGUGAAUCUUCUAUGAAUAAAACAAGCAUUUACAAGUGGUACAAAUGUUUUCAAAAGAGCCGUGAAGACGUUAAAGAUGACGAGCGCCCUGGACGCUCCAGCACAUCAACAACCGAUGACAACGUCGAAAAAGUAAAGAAAAUGAUUAUGAACAAUCGCCGAAUCACUAUUAGAGAGGUUGCUGAUGAUAUUGGCAUACCAUUUGGCUCAUGCCAAGCAAUUUUUUCAGAUUUGUGGCGAAACAAUUCAUGGCAAUUGCACCACGAUAAUGCACCUACUCACACUUCACUGCUUGUUCGUGAAUUUUUGGCCAGAAACAACACCGUUAUGAUGCCUCAGUCUCCAUAUUCGCCGAACAUGGGCCCCUGUGACUUCUUUCUAUUCCCGAAGCUGAAAAGAACUAUGAAAGGACAAUGUUUUGCCAACAUUAAAGAGAUAAAGACAGAAUCGCUGAAGGAGCUAAACGCCAAACCGAAAAUUGCGUUUCAGAAGUAUUUCGAAAAUUGGAAAAAGCGCUGGCACAAAUGUAUUAUAUCUAAUGGGGAGUACUUUGAAAGGGACAAAAUUAAUAUCGAUGAAUAA
Messenger RNA from Odontomachus brunneus, 600 nucleotides. RefSeq lists its product as uncharacterized. The transcript has a single exon. The record is from RefSeq and is a predicted model, not a curated record. The coding region runs from base 1 to 600 and encodes 199 amino acids. Gene Ontology annotation, molecular function: nucleic acid binding. Lineage: Eukaryota; Metazoa; Arthropoda; Insecta; Hymenoptera; Formicidae.